GAAAAGUCGUCAGUAUGUGUGGGACGCCCGUUGCGGAUGUACCGCGUUCGCUAUUUGAAUGAAAAUUAUUGCGAGUAAAAAAAUCUGUGAAUGGCCAGUGUUUAAUAAUUGUUGAAUGAGGAUUUACUAAAGAUAAGGCAGUGCUUUCAACGACGAACAAUGGCGGCGAUAGACUAUAACCACAUGUGCUAAAACCACAGUCAAUUCAGUGCAAUAUGUGUUAUCUGUGGUUCAAUUAACGUAUCCGUUUAAAAACCUAACCUAUAUGCACAGAGAGGCAUCUAACGUAUUAGACUCACUAAAACUACGACUAAAAUUGCUCGAGAGGACAAGGACUUACGUUAAAGUUAUAGAAUUUAUAAAAAAAGACGCCAUUCGGUAUUACAAAUACAUAAUACAAGAUAUAAAAUAUUAUGAACAUAUUCAUAGGUAACGAUUAUCAUUCAAAGAAUCUUGUCAAAUUGAAAUCAAUUUGAUUUUUGUAAUAUUUAAGACAAUAAUUGCACUGGUUAAUUUCGCUUAAGAAUUUACAAAUUGUGAUUUAAAAACAAGAUGUCGGCAAAGGCAGAACCAAUCGGGCCUCGGAAUGGCCACGAAUUGGCCCCGUUGAAUACCAGGGCGGAUGGCAGCGAACGACCUCAUGGGGUUACCAUCGUUCUACAGGGUUCAAGGAACUCAUUACAGCACGACGCCCCCGACGAAGAUAGAGCGGCAUGGUCCGGAAAACUACAGUUCUUCCUGUCAAUUAUUGGAUACUCUGUGGGCCUUGGCAACAUUUGGCGCUUUCCGUAUCUGUGCCAACAAAAUGGCGGAGGUGCGUUCCUGAUACCCUUCCUCAUAAUGUUGGUGCUGGAAGGCAUCCCAUUGUUUUUGAUUGAAAUGGCAAUAGGCCAGAAGAUGAGACUUGGCUCCCUUGGCGUGUGGAACACCAUCCAUCCUUGGCUUGGCGGUAUUGGGAUUUCCAGCUGUGUAGUUACCUUAUUCGUGGCGUUAUAUUACAACGUUAUAAUAACUUGGGUGUUCUUCUAUCUCUUUAAUAGUAUUCGGCUAAGCGCGGACGCCUUGCCAUGGGCCCACUGUCCCCAAGACAACGGCACUGCUGAAGAGGAAUGCUCGAAAACAACAGCUACGGUAUACUACUGGUACCGGGAGGCUUUAGAUGCGUCACCAAGUAUCGACAACCCUGGAGUACCACGCUGGUGGAUUGUUUGUUAUCUGCUCCUAGCUUGGAUUAUUGUAUUCUUUAUCGUCAUGAAAGGAAUACAGAGCAGUGGAAAGGUGGUAUACUUCACAUCUUUAUUUCCAUACGCUGUGCUAACAAUAUUCUUUGUCCGUGGUAUAACAUUACCUGGCUCCGCUGAUGGUAUACUACAUAUGUAUAAACCAAAGCUAGAAAAACUACUAGAUCCAACGGUAUGGCUGGACGCGGCUACUCAAGUGUUCUACUCCUUCGGGUUGGCGUUCGGCUCCCUCAUCGCAUUCGGCUCCUACAACCCACCGAAUAACAACUGUGUACGCGACGUGCUUCUUGUAUCUGUGUGCAACGCUCUGACCGCCAUAUAUGCAUCUGUGGUCAUCUUCAGUAUUUUGGGCUUCAAAGCUUUUACUAUGGUCGAAAAAUGUAUUGGCAAGGAAAUAAAAGUCUUAGCGUUGCACCAUAUCGGCGGUUUCACUGUUAACUCUACGCAGGAGUACUAUGAGGAGUAUUAUCCCCGCUUGAGUGACAAUAUCACCUCAUCACUUAAUCUUACGGGAUGCACCAUGAGUCGGCAACUGGAUGAGGCAGCAGAAGGCACGGGCCUAGCCUUCAUUGUAUUCACCCAGGCUAUUCUGCAACUAACUCCAGCUCCAUUCUGGUCCAUCAUUUUCUUCCUGAUGCUACUCUCCCUGGGUCUUGGAAGUCAGAUUGGGAUCAUGGAGGGGAUGUUGUGCACAAUAUUUGAUAUUGACUUCUUCAAGCGGUUAAGCAAACCUGUUAUAACAGGUUUCGUAUGCACUUUCUGUUUCUUCGUGGGUCUGAUCUUCACAACAGGAGCUGGAGAGUACUGGCUGAAGAUGUUUGACUCUUUCGCCGGGACCAUUGGUCUGGUGGUGGUGGCUUUGUUGGAGAUGAUCUCUGUUAUUUACAUCUAUGGACAUGAGAGGUUCACCAACGAUAUCUACGAAAUGACAGGCUACAGGCCAGGUUUAUACUGGCAAAUCACCUGGCGCUAUGUGGGACCCUUCAUCGUCUCCUGUAUCCUGCUCUCGUCUCUCGUAUUUAUGCUCAUCAACCCACCGACUUAUGGAGCUUGGAAUGCCGCUGAGGGACGCGUGGAGAAGACCCAGUACCCCAACUGGGUGCUGAUGGUGGCCAUAUUGAUGAUCCUAGCUGGAGUUCUGCCAAUACCUAUUGUUCUACUUCUGCGUCGCUUCCAAUGCUUGGCCCUCGACGUGGACAUCCACCAGGGAUCUAUAAGAAGAAUUGAGACCACAGUCUCUACUAAGGAGAUGAUGAGCGAUCAGGAUGUGAUUUCGCCGGAGAAUGCGCCACCUGCGCCUGCUCAGCUCGUCGCCGAUGUCGCUACUAAAUUCACUAUUGGCGACUUCGAUUCUGAUUCAGAACAAGGCGAGGUGCGAGCGUCCGGCACGUGCAACGUCUCAAGCAGUAGUGACGACGACAUUCCAAAUAAAAAAUAUUCACCGAUAACCGGAACUAGAUUCGCCCUAAAGCCCAUUGGUCGCAAGCCAACGACAUUCAAAAUGGACGUCAUUGACGAUUGACCGUUAUUUUUUGUGUAUUUAAUACACGCAUGUACGCAUUAUUUUGUGUAUAUUACGUUAACGUUGUUACUUAACGUAUUUAAGUAAACAGAUGGGAAAAUGUCGGACGUCUUACCAUGUUCCAGAGUAGAUAUAUUCCUUCCUUGGAAUGCCAAGAUUUUGAGCGGUUGUCGCGUUUGUACUUCUAGUAAGAUGUAAUCAACUUCUGGGUUUCUACCAUCUCCGGACACUACACAGAACCAUCCUUAUGAAGUAAGUCAUUGUACCAUAAGGUUGGUUUCUGCACUCUAUGUAAAUACGAACAGACAGUUUGUAUCGGCAAUUUCGGUUGUCUUAUAUUCAACGUUCUUGAUUAAGCGAGAGCCUAAUAUAUCCUGGAACACUGUAUUUUUUGUGUACGGGUAAAAUUAUUAUAAUAUAGAUAUAGUAAGCACUCGUUCCCUUUCACCUUCCAUUUUGAGUAAUCAUAAUUUGUCAACUUAUUGUAACGUAUGCAAUAUUUUCUUUAGACAAAUGUAAUCAUUGAAGCUGUUCGAAACUGUGCUUGCUAUUUAGAUUAUUUAUUCGAAUAGCAACACACACGUUGAAAUAAAAUUAAUUAUAAUUAAAUAUACAAUCGUGAAAGACAAAUACUCAUUCUUUCUUGAGUUUAACGAUAAAUUUGUUUUAAAUCCUACACUUAAUUUGAGCGACGCGAAGUUAGGCUUAAUUCACAGGAUCCUAACGGUGAUUACAGUUAAUCUAGGAAAUCCGUGAAAAGAUAUAGUAGAUCAAUUUAAAAGUUUAAGUUAAUAAAAAUAUUAUAUCAAAACUAUCGCCGAACGAUGUAAAUAAAUCUACUAUAUUUUUUUAAUAUCCUCUAAUUAUAAUUUAUAAUUACGCGCUGAAAUAGGAUAGUGAUAAAAUAUUUUCGAAGUAAUUUGAAAGUGGAAAUUCGCCACCUAUAAAUGCUAAGUAUCAAUACUCGUUGUAAAAACUAGUGGAGCGAAUGUAAAUAAUUAGUUUAGCUUAAAAUUAAGCCAAUCUAGGAAUGCGGUGCCAGAACUUCUACCACUUCGGUAGAAUUAUUUAUAACCAUUUACGUUAAUGCAAUGUUUUCUUAUGUAGGCACUGAGCCUAAAGUGCCUUAUAAGUAAGCACGGGCAUGUCUUAUCAAUAUGUUGUCGAAGUACGUAGACAGCAAUAGGCAAUUACUGUGUUUUUGUGUAUCCAUACCGUAUCAGAUAGCUUAAGUUAAGUUGCGCAUUCAACGAUAAUUUGGUGGUCUUAGGGCGGUUACAGACAAGGGUUUUUACGCGCGUAUAAGGUCUUCUUUGGAAGCGCAUGUAGGCACGUAUAGGCGCCUUUUGGCAUACGUGCAACUCGUACGAGCGUUGACGCGCUUCUAAAGUGAUCGGUUGUCUGUCUUGAUGCAACCAUUGAUGACACCCAGCAUCUGUUUCGUCUUCUCAGUGGACGGCGAAUAAGUAACGCAAAUAGCAAUGUGUCCUCGUCAGAAUCCAUGUUCGUACUGACACGCUGCCACUACCGGUUUGAGCGAACACGCCGAAAUAUGACAGUUUACGCGCGUCCGGUUUUUUGAAGCGCGUAUACUGAAACGACCGUAUACGCGCAGAAAAAUACGCUAGUCUGUAACCGCCCUUAUGUCUACUAUAUCAAUAACAUCAUCGUAAAGCAAUACCGUUUGGAAAGUUUUCUGAGCUUUUGCGGAUUGUUUAAAUUUUCC
Molecule: messenger RNA, 4489 nt
Organism: Pieris napi
Lineage: Eukaryota; Metazoa; Arthropoda; Insecta; Lepidoptera; Pieridae
Product: sodium-dependent neutral amino acid transporter B(0)AT3
Exons: 13
Coding region: 553-2763 (736 amino acids)
Biological process (GO): sodium ion transmembrane transport
Cellular component (GO): membrane
Source: RefSeq, a predicted model, not a curated record